Aspergillus glaucus CBS 516.65 is the source of this 1551-nucleotide messenger RNA. Its product is annotated as carboxylic acid transport protein. Gene Ontology annotation, biological process: carboxylic acid transport; transmembrane transport. Lineage: Eukaryota; Fungi; Ascomycota; Eurotiomycetes; Eurotiales; Aspergillaceae. Bases 1 to 1551 code for a protein of 516 amino acids. The transcript has 5 exons. Gene Ontology annotation, cellular component: plasma membrane. Gene Ontology annotation, molecular function: carboxylic acid transmembrane transporter activity. The record is from RefSeq and is a predicted model, not a curated record.
AUGAGCGAUCCCAGCACCGGUAACGAGCUAGCUGAACCUAUUCCUGAUGGGAUUUGGGCAACGGCGAAACAAUCCUGGGGCGACUUGUUCAAGUGGAAGCAGCGCGUCGUCGUGACCAACGAAUAUGGUGAGACUCAUGCGGAAUGGCAGGAUCCCGAGCCGAUUGUCAACCCAAUUAGUCUGUUUAUGCAGCUGGGCGCUCGUGACUGGCUGUUCUUCCUUGUCGGACUCAUAGCAUGGACGGCGGAUGCGUUCGACUUCCAUGCUCUGUCCAUCCAGACUACAAAGUUGGCCAAAUACUACGACCGUACCAAUACCGAUAUCACGACUGCAAUUACGCUCACCUUGCUAUUGCGAAGCAUUGGAGCGGCGGGUUUUGGCUUAGCUGGUGACCAGUUUGGCCGGAAAUGGCCCAUGGUGGUAAACAUGAUUGUAUUGGGCGUGCUUCAAAUUGCCACUAUCUACAGUCACACCUUCCAGCAGUUCCUUGCCGUGCGCAGUCUGUUUGGUCUGUUCAUGGGUGGUGUGUAUGGAAAUGCCAUUGCCAUGGCCUUGGAACAUUGUCCGGUCAACGCCCGUGGUCUUAUGUCGGGAAUUUUGCAGCAAGGCUACUCGCUUGGAUAUGUGUUUGCGGCAUGUGCCAACUUGGGCGUGGGUGGUGCUACUGAUUCUUGGAAGACAGUCUUUUGGAUUGCAGCUGGUAUCUCCAUCGGAGUGGGUAUCGUCCGUAUUUUCUUCCCCGAGUCCCAACAGUUCCUCGAAGCCAAAAAGUCUGGGAGAAAGUCCGACCCCAAAGCUUUUUGGAAAGAGGUCAAGGAUAUGCUACGAAAGCAGUGGAAGAUGUGUGUUUACUGCAUCUUUCUAAUGACAUGGUUCAACUACUACUCCCACACCUCUCAAGACUCGUAUACAACCUUUAUGCUCGAGCAGAAAGAAUUGGAUAACGGACCCGCGUCUCGCGCAUCUAUCCUCAUGAAGACCGGUGCUUGCGUCGGUGGAACCAUCAUCGGCUACCUGUCGCAAUUCUUCGGUCGUCGUCGAGCGAUUAUCAUCUCAACGUUGAUCUCUGGUGUUCUCAUCCCAGCGUGGAUCCUGCCACACGGCGAGAGAGCUCUGAGUGCAACGGGAUUCUUCAUCCAGUUCUUCAUCCAGGGUGCAUGGGGUGUCAUUCCGAUUCAUUUGAACGAGCUUUCGCCGCCCGCAUUCCGCUCAACAUUCCCUGGUCUUUCAUACCAAAUCGGAAACAUGAUCUCCUCUCCCUCCGCACAAAUCGUCAACGCCAUUGCUGAGGCAACUAGCGUUAAAGCGCCGUCCGGAGCACUGGCCCCAGCCUACGGUCCUACAAUGGGCAUCGCGACCGCAAUUAUUGCGGUGGGAAUCGCGGUGACUGCUGCAUUUGGUCCUGAGCAGCGCGGUCGGCGCUUCGAGUCGGCUGUAACAGGUGUAGAUGACUCUGCGCCGCGCAAGGAAAUUGAUUUGGAAGGGGGAAUUGAGCACAAUGAGACGGAGAAGGAGACGGAGGAAAGGGUUGAGCGAGCUGAGAAGGUCUGA